UCUUGUCAUUUGUAUUUGUAAUUGUCAUCACAGAUUGUCAAAUAGAAAUUAUUUGGAAAUCCAUUGAAAAUCGAAUCGAAUCCUAAAUCUAUUUCGCAGUUUUCCUUUUCGCUUAAUUUUAGAGCAUACAUAUUAUGUACUAUCUUUUCAUUUACGUUUAGUUACCUACUUUUAUUCGUGCAUAUAAUAGGUGAAAAUGUUGAGACUAGGUCCCAAGUUGGGAACUGAACGUAAUUCAGAAUGGAGUUGCUGCUUUUGUUUCCACGUCCGCACCGGCACAGUCCUGCUUGGCAUAUGGCAUCUGAUGCUGCAUUUAAUAGCGCUAGGGUUUCUGGCUGCAAUAGUACGCGACCCCAGUCUCCUUGAAGAGUUGGAGCGUGACUCUGCUCCAAUUGGCAGUAUGGAGACUCGGCCGACGCCCUUCCCGCAACAUGGCACCCAUACACGUGAUCACAGCUUGAUAUAUCAUGAUGUGGAUGUAGGUGCGUUGGUGACAGUGUGUACCCUGGCUAUCACUCUCAUGUUGAUAUACGGAGCGUCGCGCGGCAAGCCCGCACAUUUGCUGCCCUUCUUCUGUCUGCAGAUAUUUGAUUUUGCUAUUACUGUGCUGACGGCAACAGGCUACCUCUGCUAUCUUCGGUCUAUUCACCGCUUGGUGGCGGAGGCGCGUCGCGUGCCGUGGCGUGAGCAGCUGCUGUCGUUGCCGGCCCCUGCACUGGCGCUGGUCGUACUCGGAGCCUUCCUCCUCGCAGUGUUGCUCAAGGCCUACUUCAUCAGCGUAGUAUGGCGGUGCUACAAGUACCUCACGAUGCGCACCCACGCGCUACACAGCCUCACUCCGUUCGUGAUCUCGAGCGAGGGGGUUGUGACCCCCGCCGCGCCCCCGUACUCUGGCCCACCCGCCGCGCCCGACUACUCCAGCCUGCUGCCGGACUACGAGGAGGCUGUGAAGCAAACCCCCCCGCCGUCUUACCGCGCCGCUACUCUCAUGACAACUGAUCCAGAAAACGCUGCUGUGGGACUAGGGGCAGCAGAGCCGGGCCAGCCGCCGGCCGCCAACACCGUGGUGAUGCUGCCGCAGCACGGGGCGCAGGCGCGCGUCUAAUCUCUCUCUUGUUCUGUUGCGUCGCCGAGCUGACCGGCCAAUGCAGGGGUGAUUCAUUGCUCCGAUGUGGACAUAAGUUUACUUAUCGCAUAGCGCUAAUUCGGUACUACACAAUCGCUAAACCAUUAAACUAAAGAUACAACCAUUACAUUAAAAUAAAUUUGCUUGGUAUAAAAAUAAAUAAAGAAAGAAAGGACAAAAAUGUUUGAACCACGGUCUAAUCCCCAAAUUUAAAUUAUUUAUUUGGUGAUAGGUACAUAGUUAAAUUAGUUGUUGAUUACAAUUUUCUGCCUUAAGCCACAAUCUGCCAUACCAUGGUGUGCAAAUUUAAAUUUAAAAUAUAUAGAACACUCGCAUCUCUGCAUGUUAGAAGGGGGAAACAUCUAGUUCAAUUAAUGUAUGGUCGGCUAUGUUUCGCGUAGAGCGAAUUUUCGCAUUUUGCAAUCAUUUGUGCGAAAAAAAUUGUUGGAAAGGUUUAUUUUGAAUUUAACAGCCUAAUUUCUUCGUUGGCGCUCGUUUGUUCGGUGUGUAACAUUUCAAGCUUUAAGGCCAUAUCCUGACUGACGGUGGAUUGUUUAAGACCUAAAAUUAGUAAAAAUGUAUUAACAUUUCAUUGUAAGAAGUUAUCCAAUAAAAUUACAAUACAUUCAUUGGCUCUUUUAUUUAAACUAUUGCAAUGUUUUACCUGACUGCGCGAUAGUAAAGACAGGAUUAUUCUAGAUUAUAAACAUUCAUUUCUACAGAAAACUGACGUUUAAUUUUUUUAAAUAAUUUUACACUAUGAGUUUGUCUUUUUAUAUGCUAAAUUAAUAAUUUCAGUCGCAAGACAUUGGUUGCUAAAAGUCGUCUGUCAGUCUGGAAAUGACCUAAGUUAUCUCCACAGUUGAUGUUUUGAUUGGAAGUCAGUAGUGGCAGUAUAGAUAGCGCUUCUAUAUUACUAUAUAUUUUUCUUUAAAUAUAAGCUUGAAUAAAAGAUUUCAUAAAGUGCCACAUUAGAUUGGUGUCUUUGGUGUGGAUGUAACUCUACUAUUUUUGCCUAUUUUAAUAAGUGUGUGUCAUUAACAUUUUUGGGGAUCAACUGUUAUGGGGUUCAGUUAAUUAAAAUAAAUCAAAGAUUGCAUAUUAAUGUUUAUUAUAUAACUUUGUGUUCACAGUUUUAUUAACAUAGGGUAAGGGUGUGCGCAUAUACAACUUUUUCUACACAACAGUUUUUGUCUGAAAACUAUUCAUGGCUCCGAAAUGACUCCGACUGCGGUACGAACAUAGAAAUAAACUGUUAGAAGGACCAAACCUUAUCUGUCCUCGCGUGCCUUGCCCCUAAUAAAGGACAGUCCACAUUACUAAUGGGUAUCUAUCUAUCUGUCUCUUAUAUACUUAUGCGUACGCUAUGGUUCAUCAGAUUGAGUUGAAACUUUGUACAGUCGUGACUGGCAAUUGUAAUUCAUCAUCAUCAAUAACCCAUCGCUGGCUCACUACUGAACACGGGUCCCUUCUCAGAAUGAGAACUGGCAAAUGCUGAUUGGCAGACUUAACACAUAGCAGGCAGGUUUCCAUACGAAGUUUCCCUUCACUGUUAAUAUAAUUUAAUUGCUUAAAAGGCCAAACAUUGCUCCGAAAAAUUAGAGGUGCGUGCCCAGAAUCGAACCCCGGACACUCGAAUAGGAGGCCAACGUCUUAACCACUAGGCUUAGUGUCCUACUAAAAUGGGAAUGGUUAUUCGAACAUAUUGAUGACAAUUCUGUUGGUCGCGAUCUCUAAACUAAAUUGAUAGCUCAAAACCUAUCGCUACCUUCGCAGGAAGCAUUGUGAAAGCCCUAGAGUAGAAAUAUAUUUAGACCUAUCAUUUAAGUUCAGUAUAGAGAUGGUGUACAACAGAAUUAGCCACAUUCUUCUUCUCUCUGGGCUGGUUUCCGCACUGUUGUGCGUGAAUUAGCGACAUUGUACCUAGUGUAGAGCGUAGACUUGCCAAAAGCAACCAUCCAAUUAAAGGCAUGUUCCAUUAUCACGGAGUGAUAUAAAAUCUACAAGAACUUCUCGUAGUAUUGGAAAAACCUAUGUUAUGCUAAUCGCAGAAUCCAGGCACAUAGAUAUGUAAUAAUAUUAUUACAUAGUACGCUAGAUAAGGCGUGCCAUACUAAAUGAUGUGCCGAUUACUGCCCUUUUAGAAGGAUGGAUUUUCGAAAUAAUUCAUUUUUUUUAUUUGUGACCUGUAUAUUUUAUAUCGAUGUCUGCAUGAAAUAAAAUAUAAUAAUCCAUUUCACUUCCUUUGAUCUCUUUUCUCAUCUUUCAUACAAAGCGGAGUGCCAUUACGUUAUGUUUAAUAAUUUUAUAUUUUUAUUUGAAUCUGUUGAAAUAUUUUCGAUAUUUUUUGCUCUAGGUACUAGUCCAAUACCAAGCUAAGGAUAAAACAAUUAUUUUAAACUAAUACAUUCCAAAUAUUUUUAAUAAUUCUAUCAGACAAUUCAUUUUUGUUAUAAAAUAAUACUAUACCUAGGUGAUAGUUAUGGAUUGCGUACGAUUGACGAUAUUGUACAGAAUCUUUUACAUUGAAAAAGUGCUUUGCGUUAAUGCCCUUUAAAAUGAAAUUACGAUACGUGUCGUAUUGUAGGUACUAACAGUGUAGUAACUUAGAAAUAUGGAUAUUUUUUGAAGAAUUUUCGCUUUUGCCGGUGCAAUAGAUUUUAUCAAUUCUUAAGAUUCUAUUAUGCCGUCCAAAUCAGGUUGAACUCUGAAAGGCGAAUAUUGUUGAAAUCUUGUAUCAAUACGAAGACUGACAUUUAAAUUCCGGGAAUUUCGUAAUAGAUUAGAAUAAAUUAAAAAUUGUCAAAACCAACCUUAGACACCUUCGCAGUAGUCCCCUCCUAAUUCUAUGCACCGGCGCCAACGGCGCUCCCACGCCGAUAUUAGUUUCUAGAAUAUGUCUGCAAAAUUUCAUGGACUUUGGUUGCUUAAUAUUCAAAUGAAAUUGGAACUACGAUUGUAUGAAACGAGUGACGGAGGGAGCCCUGUUAGCUUUCGAAUGCGACCGAAGCGAACGCGCCAGUGUUACCCGGGGGGACUGCAGAGCGAAAUUCCCGGAACUUAAUUGUCAGUCCUCAUAUUAAGAUUAAAAGAUAUUUAAUAUCAAUAAAAACGUUCUAUAAUAACGAUAGAGUUGAAAUAGGUUAAUUAUUUUGAAAAAGUAAGGCUUUUAAAGAGCUUAUCUAUUAGAAAUACGUGUUUUUUUAAAAUCAAUUUAACUAGCAAGCAACAUUUUUAAACGUAUGUAGAAUUGCCUUGCAGAAGAGGAAGGAACGCCUGAAAUUAGAUUUACAUAUUAUGGGAAAAUAGCUACCUCCCUCUCAGUGAUUCGUUACAAAAAUUGAAUUUGUAGCGAAAAGUUUAAAAAUACAUGUGCCUACCUAUAAAAGAAAUAUAUUUUUAUUUAAAUAAUAAUCGAUUCGAAUCAAGGAACGUACCUAAAUCAUGUUAGUAAAAAUUUAGACUAAGUUAUACUUAUUUAGUUAUAUUUAAAAAAAAUUGUUUUCGGUGUGUAAUUAUAUUAUUAUUGACAAACAUGUAUUUUAAUCUGAAAUUAAACAUAGAUGA
This is a messenger RNA of Maniola jurtina (meadow brown), 4693 nucleotides long. RefSeq names its product lysosomal-associated transmembrane protein 4A. NCBI's taxonomy places the organism in Eukaryota, Metazoa, Arthropoda, Insecta, Lepidoptera, Nymphalidae. Bases 197 to 1105 code for a protein of 302 amino acids. The record is from RefSeq and is a predicted model, not a curated record. Gene Ontology annotation, cellular component: lysosomal membrane. The transcript is spliced from 7 exons.